Molecule: messenger RNA, 766 nt
Organism: Cutaneotrichosporon oleaginosum
Lineage: Eukaryota; Fungi; Basidiomycota; Tremellomycetes; Trichosporonales; Trichosporonaceae
Biological process (GO): cell migration; actin filament organization
Molecular function (GO): protein binding
Source: RefSeq, a predicted model, not a curated record
GGCUCUUCUCUCUCUUGCCCAUCCAUCCUCUCCACAGGCAUUCACCAUGGUCGGCUUCCUGAUCCCUAUCCCCUCCAAGGUUGUGGACAACGUCUACAACGGCGGAUCAAACUUCGUCAAGUCGUACAAGAAGGAGCCUUUGCCCACCGACUUGAGCGCCACGCCUGGCGGCGAUGACAAGGCGCCGCCACCAGCCCCGGCGCCGCGGAGAAGCUCGGCCAGUUGGGGUGGCCGGGCGGCCCCGGCGCCUGCGCGCGCCGGGGGACCAGCGCGUGCAUCUGCGCCGGUCCGUCCCGCCGCCGGCACGAACAUGGAGACGUUUGGCCCGCAGCUGCUCUCGCACGUCCUCGACUCGAUCAAACUCCUCGAGACUGUCGGCCAGAUUACGCCUGAAGCUGCUCGCACCGCUGCAGCCGCUUUGGAAGGCACUGCCGACGCAGGGUAUGCCGUGCCGAAGCCUGCGCCCGCGCGUGGCGCCGCCCGCGUGCCGCCCGCUCCACCUACCGAGAUCCGUGCCACGGCGCUGUGGGAUUACGGACAGGGCGGUGAUGCGGACGAUCUCGCAUUUAAGGAGGGCGACACCGUCGUCAUUGACGAAGAAGUUAAUGACGAGUGGCUCCGCGGACGCACGAUCCCCAAGGGCCACUCGACGCCUCUGCCGAAAUCGGGGCUGUUCCCAAGCAAUUACAUCCAGCGUAUGUGAGAAGGUUAUUUGGUGUAAGCUUGUUAUUAGUUUAACGUUGUACACACGUCUGUUAUCUUGCCA